UCAGUGAACAGAAGGUGCUUCUGCAUGCACUGGCAGUAGCCCGCUGCAAGGGAUUGAACACUUCUCCAUUCAGGACACCGUACCCGGCUCCCAGCAUCACCUCUCAGCUACAGCCGAUCCAGAGCAAAGGGAAAACAUACCAGCAUUCAAGUGGGAAGAGACGUCGAACUGAAAAAAAAAAAAAAUUCUGGCAGUUCCCCUCUUUCUCUCUCUUUUUCUUAGCCUGCAACUGAAUAAAUAAUGUUCUGUCUCCAUGGAUUAAAGGCCAAUCGGGACAGUGGUCACUUCAAGUGAUGGGCGGUAAUUUGUGUUGACAGAUCAGCGGAGUGAUUCGCAAAAAGAGUUUUGAAGGCGUUUUUUCCCCUCUUCUCUAUCCCCCCUCUCUCUCUCUCUCUCUUCCUCUCGUCUCACGCUCCCUCUCUCGCUCUGAUCACCACGGCAGUCACUGCAGAGGAGCUGGAGAGAGAGGACAGUGCUUGUGCAUGCAGCCAGGGGAACUUGCACUUCCUACUAUUCCACAGAAAGCUACUCGGAUUCGUCAUCUUUCUGGGUCUUUUACACAAGGAGAACUAAGAAGGUGUAAGUUUGCCAGGGCUCAGCAAACAAGGGGGACUGAAUUUCUGUCACGGUGGUGUCUUUUUUUCUUUUAGAUUGGCACAUAAUUAGUGUCGGCACAAAGGGAGCAGCUGAAUAGAGGUUGUCUGCUUCUGGAAAGGGGUGAGUGAGAAUCCUUUCAUAUGAGAUCAGUUCACGAAGAACGCUAUUUACCCCCCUGUCCCUCUCCUCCUGCUCCCUGAUAUCUAAGAUGAAAAGAGAGUCUUGGCUUUUAUUCAUAGUUAUUUUAUGUUUGUUGUGGCAGAAUUUGUCUUUGCUAUAGAGACCCACAACUAUAACUACAACAAUAAGCGAUAAAGACCCCUGAUUAUUUCAGAAAAGGAAUUUACUAAAAAACACAAACAAACAGAAAAAAAAAACAAAAAAAAAAAAAAAACAAGAUGAUGUAGAAUUCGAAUGACUCAAUGGACUUUUGCUCCGGUACAUCCAGGGAUAUUCAUGCUAAUGGAUUUCCUUUUUGUGGGUCUGUAUCUGACGUGGCUGGUGAGGAAGCCCCCUGGAUUGAUACUGUGCUUUCUGGGAAUCUUUCUGAAAAUGUUGCCCGUGUCGGAGGGAGUCUGUCCGAGGCUGUGCCGCUGCGAUGGGAAGCUGCUGUAUUGCGAGGGGCUCAAUCUGACUGAAGUUCCUCACAACCUCAGCAGUGCUGUGGGUUUGUCCCUUCGGGAGAACGGCCUCUCUGAGCUGCGUGAGGGACAGUUUGCUGGCCUGACGCAGCUCACCUGGCUAUAUCUGGACCACAAUAGCAUAGAAUUGGUGGAGGAGAAUGCCUUUGAGAGACUGCGCAGGAUGAAGGAGGUCGACCUCAGUUCCAACAAAAUCGAGAGCCUGCCCAACACCACCUUCAGACCCAUGCCCAACCUACGCAUUCUGGAUCUAUCGCACAACAAGCUGCAGGCCCUGGAGCCGGACCUUUUCCACGGCCUACGGAAGCUCACAAAUUUACAUUUACGCUACAACGCCCUAAAGUUUGUCCCCGUGAGGAUCUUUCAGGACUGCCGGAGCAUGCAGUUCCUAGACUUGGGCCACAACCAGCUGCAAAGCCUGGCUCGCAACUCCUUUGCUGGAUUGUUUAAGCUCACCGAGCUGCACCUGGAGCACAAUGAGCUGGUGAAAGUUAACCUGGCCCACUUCCCCCGCCUCAUCUCCCUCCGCACGCUCUACAUGCAGCAUAACAAGGCCACCAUUGUGGUCAGCACCCUUGACUGGACUUGGUCUUUCUUGGAAAAGAUUGACUUCUCAGGCAAUGAGAUUGAGUACAUUGAACCUCACAUUUUCGAAAGUGUGCCUAACCUGAAAUCCCUACAGCUGGAUUCAAACAGGCUGACGUACAUUGACCAGAGGAUUCUAGACUCCUGGACGUCCCUGACCAGUAUAACCCUCUCGGAAAACAAGUGGGAGUGCAGCAGAAAUGUCUGUGCUUUGGCCUCCUGGCUCAGCACCUUCAAAGGCCAGCACGACAGCGCCUUGCUGUGCGCCAGCCCGGACAUUGCACAGGGUGAGGACGUCCUGGACGCCGUCUACGCUUUCCAGCUCUGUGAAGACCCUGUGGACAUCACCAUGCCGACGUACACCUUCACCAAGGACCGGCCCAGGGGUUACGGCUACAACGGACCCACCAGGAACCCUUACGAGCUGCAGGACAUGGAAGGUGGGGAGAUAGUGACCAGCUCGUUCACAGUGACAGAGCCUGGGGAAGACCACGAGAGCACCAUGCAGAUCCACAAGGUGGUGACGGGGACCAUGGCCCUGAUCUUCUCGUUCCUCAUCGUUCUGCUGAUGCUCUAUGUCUCCUGGAAGUGUUUCCCCGCCGGCGUGAGGCAGAUGAGGCAGUGCCUGAGCAGCCAGCGGCGCAAGCAGAAACAGAAACAGACCAUGCAGCAGAUGGCGGCCAUGUCCGCGCAGGAGUACUACGUUGACUACAAACCAAACCACAUGGAGGGCGCCCUGGUCAUCAUCAAUGAGUACGGAUCGUGCACCUGUCAGCAACAGCCGUCCCGGGAGUGCGAAGUGUGACGGCAUGGGGCUGGUGGGUGGGUUUGAAGAAAGAAAAUAAAACACACACACACACACACACACACACACACAUUUUGCACUGCUGUGCGGAAGACCGACGGAGACUGUGAACGUGGAUCUAAUGCUGAUUUCAGACUACAGCCGCUGAUACCAGCACCUGUUGACUUUCCAAACAAGAAGAGUGGCUUGUGAUGGAGGGGCUGGUCUCAAAAAUGGAAGGAUAUUUUAGCUUUAAUGUGUCUUUCUACUUCGGAUGUGAAAGUGUCGAAGGGACAUCGAAUCACCAUUUUUACUGGGGUCA
Messenger RNA from Megalops cyprinoides (Indo-Pacific tarpon), 2929 nucleotides. Its product is annotated as leucine-rich repeat transmembrane neuronal protein 1-like. The transcript has a single exon. Gene Ontology annotation, molecular function: protein binding. The record is from RefSeq and is a predicted model, not a curated record. The coding region runs from base 1012 to 2628 and encodes 538 amino acids. NCBI's taxonomy places the organism in Eukaryota, Metazoa, Chordata, Actinopteri, Elopiformes, Megalopidae.